Sabethes cyaneus is the source of this 627-nucleotide messenger RNA. It is a transcript of the gene Sdhaf3, whose product is annotated as succinate dehydrogenase assembly factor 3, mitochondrial. Bases 200 to 538 code for a protein of 112 amino acids. Gene Ontology annotation, cellular component: mitochondrion; mitochondrial intermembrane space. Gene Ontology annotation, biological process: succinate metabolic process; mitochondrial respiratory chain complex II assembly. Lineage: Eukaryota; Metazoa; Arthropoda; Insecta; Diptera; Culicidae. The record is from RefSeq and is a predicted model, not a curated record. The transcript is spliced from 3 exons.
UUUACUUUGCUCAUUUGGAUUUGGAUGGAGCCUCGACUUGACGGACGAUUCGAUUGGUGUUUUAUGCCACGCUCUUUGCGCGUCUGUACUUUAUCUACCGCCUGUAAACCAAACCAAACAAAAAAAUCGUUUAUGUAAUAGAUUAUAACUCUGCUCUGAUUGAGUCAGAACGGUUUUUAUGAUUAGAAUCAGAUUAUAAAUGCAUGUUAAUCGUGUUCGAAUGCUAUAUAAAGCGAUUCUCAAACUCCAUAGAGGUUUACCAGAAGAGCUGCAUUCUCUUGGAGAUCAAUAUGUGAAAGAAGAAUUUCGACGACAUAAAACAUGUUCCGUUAAAGAAGCUAAACUUUUUAUGGAGGAGUGGACGGAUUACGCGAUUUCCUUGGCUAAUCAGCUACAUCAUAAAGGAAGGCCGAGAACAAUUGAACACAUCGGAAAAGAUUUGAAUGUAAACAAGCUAGACAAUUUCAACGACCAACAAAUUGCUCAGUUGUACGAGUUACUAUUAGCUUCUAGAGGUAGUGAUAACAGUCAAGAAUAGUGUACAUACAUGCAACCUAUAUUUAUUCAAUGUAUAUAAAAAAUCUAACAUUGUGAAUGUAUCAAAGCAAAAGAAAUGCUCGCAGUUAU